ACUCGGUUCGUUCAGGACUUUUAUCCUACUUCCGCCACAAGAGACAAACUUCCGCCCUGCUCCCAGUCAGGUCCUUUUCUGGGAGCUGAGUCAGUAUGGGUCGUGUAAGGACAAAGACUGUGAAGAGGGCUUCUCGGCUGAUCAUUGAGAAGUACUACACCCGACUGGGCAACGACUUCCACGUCAACAAGAGGGUGUGCGAGGAGAUCGCCAUCAUCCCCAGCAAGCCGCUUCGCAACAAAAUAGCAGGAUAUGUAACACAUUUAAUGAAGAGGAUCCAGAGGGCUCCAGUCAGAGGCAUCUCAAUCAAACUCCAGGAAGAGGAGAGAGAGAGGAGAGACAACUACGUCCCCGAGGUCUCUGCUCUGGAUCAGGAAGUCAUUGAGGUUGAUCCUGACACCAGUGACAUGCUUAAGAUGCUGGACUUUGGUGGGCUCUCAACGCUGCAGGUUACUCAGCCAGCUGUUGGAAUGAACUUCAGAACUCCCAGAGUCUAAGUGCUUCCAGUAAAUAAGGAAAUAAAGACAAGUGAAUUCUCACAUG
This is a messenger RNA of Silurus meridionalis, 543 nucleotides long. RefSeq names its product ribosomal protein S17 (gene rps17). The transcript is spliced from 5 exons. The coding region runs from base 96 to 497 and encodes 133 amino acids. Gene Ontology annotation, biological process: translation. The record is from RefSeq and is a predicted model, not a curated record. Lineage: Eukaryota; Metazoa; Chordata; Actinopteri; Siluriformes; Siluridae. Gene Ontology annotation, cellular component: ribosome. Gene Ontology annotation, molecular function: structural constituent of ribosome.